CAUUGCAAUCAUACUCAUAAAGAUUGACCUACAUUCGGAGCCCUUGUGAAAGGAUUGUGCAAUAGAAACGGUCAUUUAUUACACAACACAGUAUGUUCAUAAGCAAACAUAGUCAUUUUGCAUCAAUUAUAUGCUUUUUUGAAGUUUGCAAAAGUCACAUAAAAUUGAGGAACGAAAAGUACUAUCAACGUUUUUUUGUCAACUGUGAACGAAUAUUACACUUUCAUAAACCAAAUAAAUAUAUUUAAGGAUCAAACAACUCUUUUUUAAUUAUUUUUUGAUAAAAUAGGUCAUGACACAGUUUUUUUCUAAUUGGGUUAUUUUCUCGCUGCCCUUUACCGACUUAGUUCAAUGUCAGUCAUGAGUACGGUAGCUCCAUUGAACCUGAGUUAUGUCGGUCGGAAUAUCAAAGUGUAAGUGAAGUGGCCUAGAGACCUACAUUUUGACACACGUAUUAUCGCUUUUAUGCGUGAUUUUUGAGAUAAAGCAUAUCCUUAUACGGCGUAGGUGAAAUACUUAAAGUUCUCUGGGCGACAUUAUCCUGUCGCCCUGUCCAAUUAUUUGUGUAUAAUGCACGAAGACGCUCCAAAAAUGAGUGUAGCACAAAGUCUACCCGCCUCCACGAGUCAGGCGAAGAGUGAGAUCGUGACUGAGGUCCCCCCCGUGGACUAUGAAUUGAACACUGUUGAACUAAAACCCUCUCAAACUAUUGAAAUGGAGUUAAAGCUUGCUUAUGUGAACCCCUCCAGCGGCGCUGGUGGCGAACCAGGCGCUUAUUUGCCAGCAGCCGGCACAGUAUGCGACCAAACCGACACUAAAGAUGUGAUCGAAGAACUUUGUCCCGUUUGUGGAGACAAAGUCAGCGGUUACCACUACGGGCUGCUAACGUGCGAGUCUUGUAAGGGAUUCUUCAAGAGGACCGUACAAAAUAAGAAGGUGUACACGUGUGUCGCUGAGCGAGCCUGCCACAUAGACAAAACACAGCGGAAGCGCUGCCCAUUUUGCCGCUUCCAAAAGUGCCUCGACGUUGGCAUGAAACUCGAAGCUGUUCGAGCUGAUCGCAUGCGAGGAGGUCGUAACAAGUUCGGUCCUAUGUACAAAAGAGAUCGUGCCCGCAAACUGCAAAUGAUGCGACAGAGGCAAAUUGCUGUGCAGACUUUACGUGGAUCUUUGGGAGACAGUGGUCUAGUGCUUGGCUUUGCCUCGCCUUACGCAGCGGUUCCAGUCAAGCAAGAGAUACAGAUCCCACAAGUAUCAUCUCUCACAUCAUCGCCAGAGUCUUCACCAGGCCCAGCUUUGCUGGGUGCGCAGCCGCAGCCGCCCCAGCCUCCGCCGCCACCCGCUCACGACAAGUGGGAAGCGCAUUCGCCUCACUCCGCCUCCCCAGACGCAUUCGCGUUUGACGCACCAGCCACAGCAGCCGCAACGCCGUCGAGCACCGCCGAACCCACAAGCACUGAAUCCCUACGAGUCUCACCCAUGAUACGCGAAUUCGUACAAACUAUUGAUGACCGCGAGUGGCAGAAUUCGCUAUUUGGGCUCUUGCAGAGUCAGACUUACAAUCAGUGUGAGGUCGAUCUCUUCGAGUUAAUGUGCAAAGUAUUGGACCAAAACUUAUUUUCACAAGUGGAUUGGGCGAGAAACACCGUGUUCUUUAAGUAUUUAAAGGUCGACGAUCAAAUGAAGCUGUUGCAGCACUCGUGGUCUGACAUGUUGGUGUUAGAUCACCUUCACCAGCGAAUGCACAAUGGCUUGCCUGAUGAGACUACACUUCACAAUGGCCAAAAGUUUGACCUCCUCUGCCUGGGUCUCCUGGGUGUACCAUCGUUGGCUGACCACUUCAACGAGCUCCAGAACAAAUUAGCAGAGCUGAAAUUUGAUGUCCCAGACUACAUUUGCGUUAAAUUUUUACUUCUAUUAAACCCUGAAGUAAGAGGCAUCGUUAAUGUGAAGUGCGUCCGAGAUGGUUAUCAGACAGUUCAAGCUGCCCUCCUUGACUAUACGCUGUCCUGUUAUCCAACGAUACAGGACAAAUUCGGGAAACUAGUAAUGGUAGUUCCUGAAAUACAUGCGCUAGCCGCACGUGGCGAGGAGCACCUGUACCAGCGACACUGCGCUGGACAGGCACCUACACAGACUCUCCUCAUGGAAAUGCUGCACGCGAAGCGCAAGCCGAACGGAGGUGAAAUGGUUAACCGGAAUGCCGAGCACACGUCGACACUUGACCGAUUAUCUUGAAGUCUCAGUGAAGAGAAACAGACCACAAAAGCGCAAAGCGCUCCCGACACCGCAUCAGAAUAGAAUAUGCAACAAACUUUACUUAUUAGUUAGUUUUAGUUUAUAACUUGGUGUGUGAUUUUCAAAUUUAAGUUAUUGCGCCGAGCGCCGGCCGGUGGUGCCGCGCGUGCCUAGUCCGAUACAGAUAAAACAAAUAUUUAUCUACCUAUUGUCUGUAAAAUAAUAUACAAAUAUUAUACACCAGUCUUGUGUAGCUAUGGUUAAUUUAUUUAGCAGUCUAUAUCGUGUUACUUCAAAAUUGAGUAAGUACAUUAUAUAACUAGGUUCUCUUUUACACCGGUGCGUAAGCAAAGGGAAAUAUUACAAUACAUAUUUUAGGAAAGUGUCUGUGAUUAUAAACGAAGAAAUUUGAUGAAAACCGUUUUUAAUGUUAGUUGAAAUGAUCAUUAUGUAUAAUAUAACUGUAGAUGUUAGUUGUAUUCAGUACCAUACGUACAUACAUUUUAUGUUGUGGUUGCGCAGCGCAACUAGCGAUGCCUGAGUUUAUUUCUUUCGUGUUACUUAUAAAAUGUAUAGAUUACCUUUCUUUUUAUGGCUAUCAAGCACUUUACAUUUGAAUGUAUAAUACUGUCUUCACUAAUAUCGUAUAAAACGUUGUGUUCUAUAGCUUACAUGUCUCGCGGCGUUGAGUGAUUGUUGAUGGAUGUGGAUAGUUGUGGGGAGCGACAGGUUUAUUAAGUGUAGGUAGGUAUAUUGGGCUUGAUUGAAAAUAAAGUUUAUCGAAUGUUGAUAUUGGUCUAUGUGUAUUAUAUAACGUAUAAUGAAUAGAGUUAAUCGCGAAUUAAAUCAAGUUUAAAAUUUUACAGUUGUUCCUUAAAAUGUUUAUCUGAAUGUUGUAUAAAGUUAAUCAAAUAUUGUUUCUAUCGGCCAUACCAGUACAAAAUCAAAUGUAAUCCUUGUAAAUAACAUAAGCACAUUUGCAGUGAUUUAAUCUACUUAUGAUUGUGUAACUAUGUAAAAUAUUCUCCACGUACGUGCAAGAAGCCUUAAAAAUCAUAGAUUUUUAAAAAUAUAUGGGUACUAGCGUCUAUCGGCUGAUGGCCGAAGAAGGCGAUGUAUUUUUAUAUAAAACAUAUUGUUCUUUAUUAACAUAUAUAAUAUGUUAACUGAAAGUACAUGAUUUCGUAUUUUUCUAACAAAUAAUAUAGUAGCGUACGUAAUCAAGUAAAAAAGAUCUACUUUUAAAGUGGAAGUGAUUAUACAUAAUAUUGAAUAAAAAGUGUAUCAUAAAAAAAUCUAUGUAAAUCUGUCAUAACGACGUUACAAAUUUAAUUUGAAAACGUUUUCCUUUAACAACGGUGUCAAUUCGAUGAAAGGAAACUGCCCAUUAGACAACAGUUUGUUUGUUUCGACAUUUGAGCAUGAAACGUGAUGAAAGCAAGUGGACGACACGACGACACUUGUAAUAGUUUGGCAACCGAACGGCGAGCGGUAGACGCUAACGCUAAGCAACUGCAUGUGGGUACUCUACAGUGUACGUAAUCUAACGAAUCAUUUAAGUAACUAUACAUUGUGAUUUCACGGUUUGUGUUUAAACUGAAUGUUAUUAUUCAAAUUGUUUUUACGUAAUACCAAUGCACCAAGUGCGAAUGUUUAGCUAGUAGGUUGCGUCAACGAGUAGAUUACGGUUAUUGAUAAUGGUGUUUGUUCAUUUUGGCUUAGUAUGUUUCAUGUAGGUUCACACAAAAUGUACAAAUCUAUGGCACCGUAUUAUAUCUACAAUACCGUCCAGUGAACACUCAGGAUACACUGUAAUAUAAUGAUUAUCAUGUUGUUUUACAAUUCACGAAUUAACUUUCUAUAGACGUGAUACUAGUUGGCAUACAGCAAGGGUAGCAUACUAACAGUGUGGUACCUGUAACAAACAACUUUAAAAAAGUUCCUUGAAACGUUGUUGUGGUACAAUUUUUAAUAUAUACACAUUUCUUGAAUUUCUUUAAUGAGCACUGUUGAAAGUUUUAUAUAAAUUUAUUUACGACUGUAACAUUUUUAGUUAUUUGCCGUAUUUAAUACAUUUUCAUUAUAGCAUUUCGUCUACACUUUUUACAAUCGAAGACCACAGUUUCUAUGUAAAUAGUUAACAAUUAUUAAUCAAAAUCUCCACGUAUGUGUACGUCUUGUUAUAACUUAAAGAGUAAUGUUUAACUAAAAUAGGUACAAAAAGAAGCUUCGAAAAGGAAGAAUCUGUUUGGAAUAAGCACGUACUGAUGUAAUAUUAAUUUACUUGAAAAGGUUUUCACAAUCGAUCAUUGGUUUAACGCGCACGUUUCUCUUUUCAAUGUUUCUUGAUCGUCCUUAGUCCAAAGCAUUCUUCACACACGUCACUUCGAUUCUACAUCGCUAGCGGUGUAAGCAUAUAUACAGAAUUGAAGUAACUCGCAGCUUCUCAAAUUUAGGGCUUUAUUAAAGGCAAAGCUGAUCUGUGAUGGUAUGACAUAGUUAAGUACAUAAGACGGCGUGGGUCAUUAUUCUACUCGCGUUUGCACAGCGAGUAAUUGUGACCAAUUUUAAUCAAAACACCCGUUUGUCCAGUGCAGCUUUAAAAUAGACCUCGUUUAUCGACAGGGUUCAUAUUUGAAAGUCGGUGAACUAAGAAUUCUUAAUACUAUCGUGUUAGACAAGUUACAAAACAUUAGCACCACUAGUUCGGAAGCCGUUUAUACCUCAAUGUUCGAUUCCUUUAAUUAGAUCUGUGAAUUUAUUACCAAACAUGUUACCAUUUUAAAUAUUUAUAUUUAAUCAUCAGUCACAUGGAUAUUUUGCUUAGAUUUACAGUAUUAUUUUGAUAGAUAUAUUAUUCAAGCAACAUUCACGUUUCUGAUUUAAGGGGUCGCUUCAUAUUGCCUCGGGGCAAACGACUACAUGCAUACAUUUUACUACUAGCAUACUAUAUUUAUGUAUUUAUACAUCGCGACGCUUUAUAGCAUUAGAUGAUAUAUUUGUGUAUAUUAAUAUUUUGAGAUGCUUAUCUAAAUAAAUUGCGUUGAUAAUUCUAAACUUUCUUUAAAAUCAAAUCUAAAAAUUGUUAAUUUGCACUAAAGUACAAGUACUUAUUUUCCACGUUCGAAAACUUUAUAAUUAUAAUGUAACAACAUUGAUUAUAUAUCGCAUUAUACCUAAUACAAAGUAGUAAUGAGUUUUCAAUAGAAUAUAGCGUGUGGUAUUAAUAAUUUAUCUGUAAAUUAAUUGUUACUAUAUUUUGAUUUGUCCCGUUUAAUUUAGCUAACAUUAUGUAUGUAUCGAUUUUAGAAUUAUUGUAAAUUUAUAAGUGUAUGCAUAGUGAUGUAGUCAGUCGAAGUAAUUGGCCGCGGAAAUGGUCUCUGGGAUGUAUGCCAUCCACAUAUUCUAUCAAUGGCAAUCUUUGUGGCACCGGCAGGUUUCGAAAGCCCUAAGGUUGCCUUGCUGAGACCUAGAUGGUAGACCGUACGUGAUCGACUUGUUAAGUACAAUACUACAACGCGAACUACAAAGGUUACAUUCUCGAUAGUAAACGGUUCAACAAUAAGGUGCCAGUGUUCAUAAUGAGUAGUUUUUGUUAGUCCAUGCUAUUACAUCUUUUGUCAUUCGCUUCACAUUUGAUUUAAUCGACUUUAAUUUUACCUUUAAAUAUUUAAUUUGUUUGAAUAUAUAAAUCUAAAAAUCUAAACCUACUAUUUAGAUAUAAGAUUAGGUUGUAUCGUACAACGUAAAGUUGUUAUUUAGCAUAUGUUAUGUAAGUAAUAUCUAUAUUUAUGACUUAAAAUUAUAAGUAUUUUUAUUGUUAAGGUACACGAUGAGUGUUCUAUGUAAAUGUAAAUUUUGAGUUCAACUAGGUGUAAGUGAUAGAUAGUAAACAAACUGCGCAGCGGGGAUCAUCGCGUUCCCGUGGCUGCCGCGGUCCGCGACUCGCUGCCCACGGGAGCGGGAUGCUCGUCCAACGUCGGGCACUGUUAUUUCGCUCAGAUUCGCUCGCGCAGCGUAACGUAUCCGUAACUGGUCUCGCAUUCAGUAUCGCGGCGACGACGUCUGCAUCUCUCGUAUGAAUUCGUUUCGUCAUCACGUGCUUGCUCGAUACUAACUGUGUUACGCGAUCGGUUGCAGAUGACUAUGUACGCGUCGCACACAUUCCAAAAUAUCGCUAACGUAACGCUAAAUGACGCGCAUAGACAAGCGUUGCAAUUUGUAAGUUUACCACUUUGUUGUUCAUUAACGAUAAGUUAGGAUUAAUCUCAGUCGAUGUUGUUUAACUUUAGUCUGUGUAUAGUAUUCUCGUGGAUAAGUUUAUAUGUGAGGAUGUGAAUUUGAGCGAAUCGACAGGCCUCAGCCUGAAGGGUUCAUACUAGCUGUAAAUCUUAAGUACCUAAGCGAUAAUUUCUGUUGCACCUAACUUUAUUUCGCGCGCCGUGUUAGUUCUACUUUAUCAAUUGUACAUAUAGAUAGGGCGAGGUAUACAGUUUGCAUUCAUCUUAAAUGGUUAAUUGUUGUAUCUGAAAAUAUGGGGCUGGCAAAUACCAAUGCAAUACCGCAUUUGCUGUUGAUAAAAUAAAGUAAAUCUUAAAGUGAUACCAUCUUAGAUGUAUGGCUAUUUAUGUGUUACUGUUAAAGAAGUGGUGAGGUCACGAGUCGAGGGCAGGGAUUACGGUUGCGGGGCAUCUACCUAGCUUUAGUGUGUAUGGUAUACGAGUACGAAGACGCACAACGAGCCCGGACCCUAAGAGUGGCUCGCGGCUCCGUCCACGCCACGAGUGGAACACGACCCUCGCAACUUGGUCCAGUGACCGUUCUGAUAGUUAUUAUUGUAAUAACAUAAGUACACCCAGUAAUGUUCAGCCACGAAGGCUUAUUGUGAGGCUGCUACCAUUUUAACUGAACGAGUGUUCGCAAUUUUACUUAGCUGUAUUUAAACGUCCUACGUUUAAACACCACAUCACUGCUGACAUCACUUAAUGAUAGUAAAAAAAUAUUUCUAAUAGAUGCAUACAAUGUGAAUUUGUCACGGCACGAAUAAUUUAAUUACACAUUGCCUUGUAAGGAUUUAACAUUGAUACGUAAAUCAAUGAGAGGGGGUCGUGUCAGUAGACGCGGCUUCGUUGCAGUUCAGUUAGAGUGGAGCAACCGGCACUAGCUACCACAGCCACAUAAUUGUACCGUGUCAUUACCUCACAUUUGCGUCUUUUAUACAAUAUAAUAGUUAUUGUUGUCGCUAAAUCUUUAAACUUAUUUUUAUUAUCAUUAUUGUUUAGAGGUGUCAUUAAGUUUAAAACACAAUGAUCUAUUUUUAGAUGGCAACAUAGAUGAUAUGUAAGGCGGUGUGAGAUGUCGCCCGAGCAUCUUCAAUGUAUUUAUUUUCAUGGUGAUUAAUAAAUAUUGUGAGACGCACGUACGCGCCGGCGGCGAUGGGCGCGCGCUCGCGCCGCCGCCCGUUAUUGUAGAAAUAAAUGAUAUUUUCGUUUAAA
This is a messenger RNA of Spodoptera litura, 7733 nucleotides long. It is a transcript of the gene ftz-f1, whose product is annotated as ftz transcription factor 1. The record is from RefSeq and is a predicted model, not a curated record. Gene Ontology annotation, cellular component: RNA polymerase II transcription regulator complex. Lineage: Eukaryota; Metazoa; Arthropoda; Insecta; Lepidoptera; Noctuidae. Gene Ontology annotation, molecular function: zinc ion binding; nuclear receptor activity; RNA polymerase II cis-regulatory region sequence-specific DNA binding. Gene Ontology annotation, biological process: regulation of transcription by RNA polymerase II; tissue development; hormone-mediated signaling pathway.